UGGCGAGGGCGGACCGUGUGACGUAGAGCUGAGGCUUUGGCUGUUUAUUGUUCCUUCCUCAGCACGGAGAGAGAAAAUCAGGCUAACAAGCUGCCAGCUACCUUUUUCACACGGUUCACGGUCGGUUUAACGAAGGUGUAACGGUCGAGACAACUGACUGUACAAAGCAGAGGCCAUGGCGUAUGCGUACCUCUUCAAAUACAUCAUCAUCGGAGACACGGGUGUGGGGAAGUCAUGUCUAUUACUACAGUUCACAGACAAGAGGUUUCAGCCAGUUCAUGACCUCACCAUUGGUGUGGAGUUUGGAGCAAGGAUGAUCACUAUAGAUGGCAAACAGAUCAAACUGCAGAUCUGGGAUACGGCUGGUCAGGAGUCGUUCCGUUCCAUCACCAGGUCUUACUACAGAGGAGCUGCGGGAGCACUGCUAGUCUAUGACAUCACAAGAAGGGACACCUUCAACCACUUGACGACCUGGUUAGAGGACGCUCGCCAACAUUCCAACUCAAAUAUGGUCAUCAUGCUCAUUGGCAACAAGAGUGACCUGGAGUCAAGGAGAGAGGUGAAGAAAGAAGAAGGUGAAGCAUUUGCCAGAGAACACGGCCUCAUAUUCAUGGAGACCUCAGCCAAGACUGCCUCUAAUGUAGAGGAGGCUUUCAUCAACACAGCCAAGGAGAUCUAUGAGAAGAUCCAGGAGGGAGUGUUUGAUAUCAACAAUGAGGCUAAUGGUAUUAAGAUUGGACCCCAGCACCCUACCACCAACUCCACACUGUCCGGUAGUCAGGGAGGCCAACAGGCUGGAGGGGGCUGCUGCUGAAGCUCCAGAACACACCUCCUCCUACGACCCCCACCCUUCCUCCUCCUCCUCGCCCUCCCUGACCCUUCCUUGCAUUUCUACAGAACUGUCCAGGCUCACUAACAGUUUGUUAACCCCUCUCUCUCUCUCUGUCUCUCUCUCUCUCUCUCUCUCUCUCUCUCUCUCUUUUGCUCCAUUCUCUCAUCCAUCCAUCCCUCCCUCUCUGUGUCUUUCUCUCCCUGUCCUUCAGCCAUGUCUUUCUCGUCUCCAGUCUCUUGACUGGAGGCUGCAUUCUCUCAGCCUGACUUCCUACAGUCUCACGAGGAUAGAGUCAGCUCCACCUGCAGAUAUACCGACCAAAUUCUCAAGUUUUACAGUUGACCUUUUUUUUUGUUUGAUAAACAGGUUUUAAUCUUUUUAUUUAAAGACAUCCAUGCGUCUAAAUUCAUGAGGAUGUUGUUGGGAUAUUUCAGUACCUCAGAAUCAUAAAGACCUAUAUUUUCAGUGAGUUGACAGUGAGUUGGCUUUGUCCGGAUAGAGACAGGAUUGUGGGUAGUGAUUAAACACACACGUUUGUACAUGUUUUUAAAGGAAAAUUACACAGCAUGUUGACAGCAGGACAUGUCUCUACAUGUUGAGUCAGUUUUCGUGCUGUGCCUAUGUGUAUAGGGAUGAUAUAGGUAUUCCAGUAUGUCAGUGUGUAAAAUGUAGGAGGCAUUCAAGUCACUUUGUAUUUUCUGUCCAUGAGACAAUGUGCAAAUUAUGUCAUUUUGUGCAUCUUCUCCCUGUUUUUCAUCAUGUUAUUUUGUUCUCUCUCAGUCUUUGUGUCCUUUUCGUUGACUUGCAGAUGAUUUGUAUUUAAUGAACACUACAAACUGGUUGUGGCUUAAAAAGUGUUUUAAAUUGUCUGGGGAGGGAAUAAAAGACCAAACUGUGGAGUGUUAAAAUAGAUCCUUUUCAGAACUAAUUCAGAAGACAGGCAGGACAGUUAAAGAAACAUUGAGGGAUGUUGAGAUCAGUGGCUGCCAUUAUGAAAUUAAAAAAUAAAAGGAAAACAGAUUGGAAAUCAAAACCUUUUUUUUUUAUUAUUGUAAACUGUAUUUAUCAGGCUUAUUUCUAUGUAUAUAUGGCUCUUCAGGUUUCUGUAGCUGUUUUGGCUGUUCAGGGUGAAGCUUGGCAUGCCGUUGUGGUCUAGUUCUGUCUUUACCAGGGGCUGGAAAAGAGACUGUUUUGGACCUCCAAGCAGCUUUUUUACCAUUUUGAACUGUUCUCAUUUAAACCCAAGGGUACUGAGCCACCCUGUUACAUUAGGGUUGGAGGUGCCCUUUCUUUUAAAUGAUGAGUAUGAAUGAUAACAGGGUGUUAACAACGUGAGCGUGCAGAGGCAUUAGAGGUCCCUGGUGGAGAACGGACUCCAGCUGAAAAUGUCAAGCCAUUUCCCAUUUAAGCAAGCUUAAUAUUUUUACCAUGAAUUAGCUGGCAGAUAUACGUAGUGUAUACUGUUCAGAGCUUGAUUGAUGACUGCUGCGACGUUUUUUGCUUCGAGAUCAAUGAUGUAAUAGGCGCCAUUUUACUGUUAUGAUCAUAUUUUACUUCUUCAGUUACGUAUGAUUCCUCCCUCCCUCUCAUCCCCCUUUCUUCUUCUCUUUCUCAGUGUGGUAACAUUCACUCUGUACACAUUUUUAAUGCCAAAUUAAUGUUUUCCUGUGUUUUACCCCACCCCCUCAAAAAAAAAAUAAAAAUCCACCAAGCCCCUAAAAUCUGACCUGAGAUCAGCUGUCUGCCUUAACUCCACCCCCCUGAGAGAUCUGGACAGCUGCUAAAAUGACUCAGACUGGCCCUUUGUCUGCAGAUAGGCAUUUUACCACUAACUAGCUAGAUGACCGUGCAUUACACAUACAUAUAUCCACACAUAGAGAGACAUGUAAAGUCAUAGAAACGGGCCUAGUUUGAAUUUUGUGUAUGAAUUGGGGCAUUUCAGAUGAAUUCAAAGGCAGGUGUGAGCAUUAUUUUCUUCCCACCCUCUCCAUGUGCACACACACCCAACCUGCAUACAGUAUAUGCAUGCAUACGUAGAUGAUGCAUACAUAUAUGUCUGUCUAUCCUAGCUGUUUGCUCUCCAGGCUAACUGUAUCACUGUAGGGAGUUAUUGGAUUUCACAGCAGUGUGAGUGAAUCUGUGUGUUCCUUAUUUUUCUCUCUUUUUUUUUUUUAAUUCCUAGAUAUAUUCAGACAGUUAAUCUUAUUCUGAUGAUGAUUAUUCUUUGUAAAGCAACAUGUUGUGUGUGUGCGUGUGUGGGUGUGCGUGUGUGCGUGCAUGUGUGUGUGUGUGUGGACCCAGAGGGAUUACAGGGGGAGGAUAAAGCCAAAUUGACGCAUCUAUCUAUCUAUCUAUCUAUCUAUGGAUUGAUCUAUCUAUCUUAUCUAUGUGGCCCUCCUCUCUCGCUCUUCCCCUCUCUUCCUGCCUCUCCUCCUCCUCAACAUUAUUUGCUGUGUUUGUUCUUUGGAAAAAAUAAAACCUAAAAAAAUGAAAAAAUGAAAAUGCUAUCACAAUAAACUAUAAUAAAACAUUCUAAACUCUAAA
Molecule: messenger RNA, 3376 nt
Organism: Lates calcarifer (barramundi perch)
Lineage: Eukaryota; Metazoa; Chordata; Actinopteri; Centropomidae
Gene: rab2a
Product: RAB2A, member RAS oncogene family
Exons: 8
Coding region: 176-814 (212 amino acids)
Cellular component (GO): Golgi apparatus
Molecular function (GO): GTPase activity; GTP binding
Source: RefSeq, a predicted model, not a curated record